AGCUUGUUGCCAGUUCUCCCUUCUCUCUCUCCUCCUCUCUCUUCAGUAUGUUUCUUUUUGUUUUUUGUUUUCCCUGAAGAGCUUCCUCAAUGUUCUAUCUCACCUGAUGAAUACUUCGUGUUGCACCUAUUGAAUUUCUUUUUUUCGAAAGGAAGGACGGCGCUAUUGAAUUUCGUAUGACAGCCGUUGUGCUUUGCACAACAGCAGAGACGCCAGCCAGCUCUGCUGCUGCAUAGCGGACAGGAGUAGCCAAUGGAGCAGGACUUGCACCAGCCCAUGGACCUGCCCCCGGGCUUCCGCUUCCACCCGACGGACGAGGAGCUCAUCACGCACUACCUCGCCAGCAAGGUCGCCGACGCCCACUUCGCCGCCGUCGCCGUCGCCGUGGCCGACCUCAACAAGUGCGAGCCCUGGGACCUGCCAUCGCUGGCAAAGAUGGGGGAGAAGGAGUGGUACUUCUUCUGUCUCAAGGACCGGAAGUACCCGACGGGUCUGAGGACGAACAGGGCCACGGAGGCCGGGUAUUGGAAGGCCACGGGCAAGGACAAGGGCAUCUUUAGGGGCAAGACCCUCGUCGGCUCCAAGAAGACGCUCGUCUUCUAUACGGGGAGGGCGCCCAAAGGCGAAAAGUCUGGCUGGGUCAUGCACGAAUACCGCCUCCACGGUGUCCCUAAGGCCGCAUCCAAGAACGAGUGGGUGCUGUGCAGGGUGUUCAAGAAGAGCCUCGCAGGAGUGGUACCAGCAACGGCCAAGGAAGGCGCCGGGGAGAUGGCCAUGAUGGACGACAUAGUCAUCUCUCACCUCAGUCCGCUGAUGGACAUGUCCGGCGCCGUGGCCGUCAACCCCGCGGCGGCACACGUGGCCUGCUUCUCCAACGCGCUGGGGGGCCAGUUCUUCAACCAGUCGGCGGCACAAGUCGCCGGCGCAGCUGGUGGCGUCGGUGGCACGAACCAUCUCAGCCUCGCCUCCUCAUCCCCGUUCCUGACCAGCUUCGCGCAGUACGGGCAGCUGCACCACGGCAUGAGCCUGGUGCAACUCCUGGAGAGCAACGGGUACGGCGACGCGGGCAGGCAACGGCAGCCGGCGCCGUGCAAGGGCGAGCGGGGGAGGCUGAGCGCGUCGCAGGACACCGGCCUCACCUCCGACGUGAACCCCGAGAUCUCUUCCUCCUCCGGCCAAAGAUUUGACCACGAGCAGCUCUGGGGCUACUAAUCAAGCUCUACGCACCUCGUCAAUGGAGAUCAGUAUAGAAGUACUGUAAUUAAACCUGUGAGAUUCAUCGAUUGUGGCAUCGGGCUGCGUUCCAUUUGUUAGCGUGCUUGUAGAUUAUCAGGCGAUUUGAGGGUAUAAUUAGCAUUGCAGUAUCCAUGAUUUGGCGCAAUAUUUCCCGAGUUAACAUCAAGCUAUGGAUGGGAUAGAUACCUACCUCUGCUAGCUAUCUACUCUAUAGUUAGUUAGGCUCAAUUGAGUAGUUGUUUGUGAAAAGGGGCUAGUGUGAUCUCAUCCUGAACGUACCUAAAAGUUUGACUUGUUAUUAUGGUACUAGUAGCCAUGCUA
Molecule: messenger RNA, 1557 nt
Organism: Phragmites australis (common reed)
Lineage: Eukaryota; Viridiplantae; Streptophyta; Magnoliopsida; Poales; Poaceae
Product: NAC domain-containing protein 92-like
Exons: 4
Coding region: 253-1212 (319 amino acids)
Biological process (GO): regulation of DNA-templated transcription
Molecular function (GO): DNA binding
Source: RefSeq, a predicted model, not a curated record